UAUCCUUGCCAUACGAACUGCCGUGACUCCAGGAUCCUGCAGGGUAAAUCCACCGCGUUUGGAGAUACUGAUACCGUGGCUGUUCUUCCAGUAUCCCAACAGAAGAAAGGUUUCCACUGGUCGCUCGCCUCCCAUCUCUGCAAUAUAGCCUAUACUACCUGGUGCUGCUAUUACAACGGACGCAAACGAAGACAAGAGGAGACUAGGCUACACAUUGCGACGUGAUUUUUGGAUUUCGCAACCAUUGACAACUUUUUGCACACCAAGUGUGUUAUUUUGUCUAUGUCCUGUUUGGGAUAUAUUGUGUUCGUAUUAUCUUAUCUAUAGCAUACGAUUAAAAAAAAGAGCCUUAUAACUGGUAGUAAUCCAGAAUUUGGGCACUAUUCCCACACCAGAGACCCAUACAGUGAUUAUCACAUAGAACGACACAGGAGAUAUACCUAUCCCGGUUUCACAAUGAGUCAGGGGGAUGUAUCAACUUGCUCAGCGCCUCAGAGAGUAUUCCAAGAGGCGGUGAAGCAAGGCAACACAAAGGAACUUCACUCGUUGCUCCAGAACAUGACAAACUGCGAAUUCAAUGUCAACUCCUUCGGGCCCGAAGGACAGACGGCGUUGCAUCAGUCAGUCAUCGACGGGAAUCUCGAACUUGUAAAACUGCUGGUGAAAUUCGGAGCCGAUAUUCGAUUGGCGAACAGGGAAGGGUGGAGUGCCUUACACAUUGCCGCUUUUGGAGGACAUCAAGACAUAGUCCUAUACCUCAUCACUAAGGCAAAGUACUCUUCUGGCGCACGGUGAUCUGCUACACUGCUGUCAGGUAAACACACGGAAAGCCAGGCUUUUGUAAACUUGCGUUUCGAUCUGUACAUAGUUGUCCCAAAUUAUAGCCUAAAAACACACAGUUAAUUACCUUUCAUCAAAACCAAACAGGGUCUCUCUGACUCGUGAGUCAAACACCACAUGGUUCUUGUAUCUGCUUCAGCAUGAAUCUUGAAAAAAAUAAACGCCAUUUUGGUGGGUUGGUACUAAAGCUUUUUUUUCUUGAAUGUGUAUAAUAGAUUGGGACAUAUAAAAAUAACUAAGCCGGUGUUUGGGUCCCGAGGCCAGAUAGCAGCCUAGUUUUACGCGGCGAUAGACGUUCAAUCUUUCUUGCCGCUGUUUCAUUGAAACGCUUCUUUAUUGGGCUUUGUUUUGAUGUGUCGACCUGUAGCUACGCUGUUCACUUGUAGGACCCUUUUAAAUUAUUUGAUAUACUAAAAGAUGGCACUUGAUGCUGUGGCUGCAUGCUGGAAUAGCCUAUACGAAAGGGAAGACGAGGUGGGCACGGGGAGUGAAUGCCAUCAUCUAUUUGGCUUUAAUAUUUCAUUUUUAAAUUAAAGGAUUUGAUCUAUUUCAAAGUGCGGCAUUAUGAUAUAUCCAAUUUGCUUUUCCAGAUGUGUAUUCAUUGUAACAGCAAUGUACCUAAUGUUGUUAAGUACUGUACACAAUAGCUUUACUUUGUUUCUUUAUAUAUAUAUAAAAAAAAUAGCUAAAUGCGCUCUGCCUUCAUCAAACAGGCUGCUUGGCUGGCAUCAACGUAUUUUCAGGCCAGUGCGACCAGUGUCAAUGGUUAAUGUACUAUUAAACCGCUGCUUUCGCUUUGUAUCAAAACGUCAGGAAAGUCGCAUUUGGAAUUCACUUUAUCUCCUUUCAGUAUUUUAACGAACAACACCCUGGUCAUCACUGUGAAUACAGGCUGGGUUCUAUUUAUGAAGGUACAUUGAGAAGAUGCAUUUUGAAUAUGUUGUGGUUCUUUUUUCUCUCUCUCUCUCUCAAAUCAAAUCUAUGACGUUUUUCAAUAUUUAGGGUGACUUAUAAAGCUGCUUCGGACUCUCGUAUCGUAGUAUAAACUGUCCCGUGUGGGGAUCCCGUCACGUCCCAAUUAGCCUAAAUUUGUCUGCGCUGGAGAGACUAUUCUUUGUCUCUUAUGAACUUCAUGUUUUGUUUUCGUUACCAGCUACCUCGACUGUAAAGUAUUCAAAAUCAUUGGACUCUUGCUCACUCCACAACACUCCAAUACAGGAAGUCACACAAAGAUUCCUGUAGCCUAUCCGCAACCUGGUCUAGGCCAACAUAAGGAGCAUACUCACACAGACAUUCAAGUAGCAGAUACUUUGGCAGUAGGCCCCAGGGCAAUGUUAUUCAAACCACAGAUUUCGGCUAGGGGACAACUAUGGUAUUUGUUCUGCAAAGCAAUAAUGACUAUUUACAGUUUCUUUCUCAUUGUCAACGGGGACAAUGUAUUUCCCACACUACUACCAAAUUGUAAUGUGACAAGCAAAGGGGUUUGCCUUUCUGUAAAGGUAUGGUUGCAAACACACAUUGCAAUUUUUUUUGUU
Messenger RNA from Salvelinus fontinalis (brook trout), 2375 nucleotides. It is a transcript of the gene nrarpa, whose product is annotated as NOTCH regulated ankyrin repeat protein a. The transcript has a single exon. The record is from RefSeq and is a predicted model, not a curated record. Gene Ontology annotation, cellular component: cytoplasm. Lineage: Eukaryota; Metazoa; Chordata; Actinopteri; Salmoniformes; Salmonidae. Gene Ontology annotation, molecular function: protein binding; enzyme inhibitor activity; phosphatase regulator activity. Bases 457 to 795 code for a protein of 112 amino acids.